This is a messenger RNA of Phialemonium atrogriseum, 1491 nucleotides long. Its product is annotated as dephospho-CoA kinase. Gene Ontology annotation, biological process: coenzyme A biosynthetic process. The record is from RefSeq and is a predicted model, not a curated record. Gene Ontology annotation, molecular function: ATP binding; dephospho-CoA kinase activity. The transcript has a single exon. Lineage: Eukaryota; Fungi; Ascomycota; Sordariomycetes; Cephalothecales; Cephalothecaceae. Bases 319 to 1146 code for a protein of 275 amino acids.
AAGCUGAACUUUCCAACAAAUUUCCACCCCUGCCUCUUUGCCCUUGAAAGCUAGAAGAAGCCUACUUUGUGCUAUUAGUGCAUGGUCUGUGCAUGGGCCAUAGGUAAUUACCUCAUAUAGCCAGGGGUUGCAGCAUCAUGCAAGCCAAGCUUAAGGUGUCAAGGAAACCUCGGCUAUCAAUCCGUAGAUUGCGCCAUCAGCCCACCUGGCGUCUCGAUUGAUGACAUGAUGUUAUCGCUCUCCCCGAACAUCACACUUACGGCCCUAUUUUAAGAGUCAGCAAGAGCCCGCACACGCGCGCAAAGUACGUCUGCAAAAAUGCUCAUAAUCGGCCUAACCGGCUCCAUCGCGACGGGGAAGUCCACCGUGUCGGGCAUCCUCUCGUCGCCGCCCUACUCGCUCCCCAUCAUCGACGCCGACCUCCUCGCCCGCCAGGUGGUCGAGCCCGGCACGGCGGGCUACAAGGCGAUCGUCAGCCACUUUGGCCCGACGACGCCGGACCUGCUGGUGCCGCCGUCGUCGCCGUCGAUGCCCGAGGCCGGCCCGGACGGCAAGGGGAGGCCGCUGAACCGGCCGGCGCUGGGCCGGCGCGUGUUCGGGUCGGGCGAGGAGCACCGCCGCGACCGCGCCGUGCUCAACGGCAUCGUGCACCCGGCCGUGCGGAGGGCCAUGUACGGGGCCGUGGUGCGGGCGUACGCGCGCGGCGGGCGCGCCGUCGUGCUUGAUGUGCCGCUGCUGUUCGAGAGCGGCAUCGACCGCAUCUGCGGGGCCGUCGUCGUCGUCGCGGUCGGGGACCCCAAAGUGCAGAUGGCGAGGCUGAGGGCGAGGGACCCGCACCUCAGCGCUACCGAUGCGGAGAAUAGGGUGCGCAGCCAGGGGGACGUCAGGGUCAAGGCUAGGAGGGCGGAGGCGAGGGGGGAGGGGUGGGGAGUGGUGGUGUGGAAUGAUGGGGAUAGGGAGCAGUUGGGGAAGGAGGUCGAGCGCGCCAUGGCGGAGAUACAGAGAGCCAGUCCGGCGUGGUGGAGCUGGACGCUGCUGUUGUGCCCGCCGGCUGCUGUUGUGGUCGGCUUGUGGACGUACUGGCAGAACACGAGGAUCAACAGGAGGUGGGCCGCGUUGGAGCUGGAGGAGAAGUCUAAGCUCUGAGGUCCCAGGUCUUUCUUCGUGACGGGUAGGCAAACAAGCUGGCCACCGCCGUCGUGCCUUCCCUUGAGUUGGAGAUGGAGAAGUCUUAAGCUCCGAGUAUCUUUGGUCUUGGGCGGCAGGCAGGCAUAAUUACAGGCUGGCCGCCGCCGUCGUGCCUUCUCCUUAUGACAACCGACCCCUGAGGUUCAGUCGAACUCCGGCGACUUAAACCGAGCAUCGCUUAGCCGACAAUUGUUACAUUGCAAACCAUCAUUCUUUUUUUGGACUUCUUCCAGUGUCUAUUCAGUGGGUAGCCAGCAGGCAGGCACACCAGCCAUCGGCAUCGUCGUACCUUCCCCUUUUGAC